Molecule: messenger RNA, 4811 nt
Organism: Salarias fasciatus (jewelled blenny)
Lineage: Eukaryota; Metazoa; Chordata; Actinopteri; Blenniiformes; Blenniidae
Gene: pom121
Product: POM121 transmembrane nucleoporin
Biological process (GO): protein import into nucleus; RNA export from nucleus
Cellular component (GO): nuclear pore
Molecular function (GO): structural constituent of nuclear pore
Source: RefSeq, a predicted model, not a curated record
GCAUGAUGGGAUAUGAGAGUGGUGCGGCGGCGCGCUGCUGCCAUGUCUCCUAAAGAGAAACGUUUACUGCUGCUCGCCGCUUUAACCCUCUUCUUCCUCACUUUUUACUACGCGCCUUCGUUUCUUUACGCCACGUUGAUCCUCGCCGCGUGCUGCGCUGCGUGUUUCUACCACAGCAGAGAGCCUCUUCCCGCCAGGCUAGGCCAGAAGCCCCGGGCUGGGCUGAGCGUCCCCGCCGCGCUCCGCCGCUGGUUGUGGGGUUCCGGGGUGAGCGGUGCGCCAGUGGCCGCCGCGGGGAGGACGAAAAGUGGUGCCAACAGAGCCGAGCUCCGGGAGGCAGGAGGACUGUCCAGAAACAGGGGCGGAAUACAUCGGAGGGAAGUUCAGCCCGGCGGCUCUUUUUAUUUCAGCCCCCAGGAUUUCCUCAUGGGCAGUUACAUCGGGAAGCACGACAGUCCAACCGCCGAGACCGGGAGGCCGAGAGCGGUCCGAAACCCCCGAGAGCAGCUGCGGGAGAGGCUCUCCAGACCCAACCAUGCGGUGCCCACCCCCAUCAGGAGGCUCUCCUUCGCUGGGGAGCCUGUGGGCACAGUGGGACGCUUCACCAUCACCCCACAGCGUCACUACCCCCUGCAGCAGCCUGGGGUGUCGUCUGUGGGAGUUCUGCCUCCCGUCAAGUGGGACGGCUUCAGUAAGAAGAAUGUCCUCAGUCCUCGUAACUCCUCCGCGGCCCUCAGCCCGGUGACGGUGAAGAUUGCCAGGCCGGACCACAGCACUCCCAGCAUGGAGCAUCUGAGUUGCGCAGGUCUCUCGAGGCCCCCUGCUGAUCCCUGCUCCAGGGAAAGUGUCCUCAGGGUGUUGAGGGAAAGCCGCAAGAGAGACGUGGAAGAGGAGGACAGGAGCUUUGUGGCUGAUCAGAGAAGCAAGCGAAGGCGUAAUGACAGCGGGGGAAGCGCACACUCGGCGUUUGAGCCUCUGCUGCCCAAUGGGACUCCAUCACAGCUGGUUCCUAAGCCAGGAAGCUUGAAGAGAGGCUUGGCCUCCCUGGCGGAUGAGUCCAUCAUGAAGAGGUCUCGCACCUCCUCCAUCAGCUCUGGAAGUGGCGCCCACGCCCCCAGAGGGACACUGGGAUCCAGGAGGAACGCCAUCCAGAGCUCGUACAGCUCGUCUCUGGGCCUCGGCCAGUGGAAGAGGCCGUCGGCCCCCAGCUCGCCUCUGUCCAGCCCCGGUUCGUCUCGCUGUCAGACUCCGGAGGGAUCGUCCAAACGGCCCAGAGAGGACGACGGACAGUCUCCCAGCUCCGCAUCCUCAGUGAGAUCAGACCACACAGCCUCCGACAAGGCUCCUACUACUUCUAAGGUGACUCCAGCCCCCAGCGUCCCGGUCCUUACCUCCUCAGCCUCUGCUGGCAGUGGUGGGAAGAGAAAGAGGAAGAUCCCGUUGGUGUCCAGCCUCCGGGACGAUCAGAUCUCUCUGCCGCCGCCGCCUGAGCUGGGUUACACCAUCACCGUGAAAGAUCUGGACGAAGAGAAGAAGGCGGGCAUCAGUAAAAUCCAGAAGGUCCUGGAGACGCCGGCUCCAGAGCCAGAGAAGCCAGCUUCCCCUCCAGCCACCACAUCCACCCCGGCUGCUGCCUCCACCACGGCUGCUGCUGCCGCCGCCUCCUCCUCCUCCAUCACCCUGAGCAGCCUCCUCGCUGCUCCCCUUCCCACAAACUCAAGUUCCACCAUCCCAGUGAUCAACCUGGAUCCCAGCCCGGGCAGCAGCAGCUCCUCUGCAGCCGCCAACCCUCUGCUGGAGGCUCUGAAAAUGAAGAUCAUCCCUCCUGCGAGCUCCACCCCCUCCACCAGCACCACCGCAGUCUCUGCAUCGACGACACCCGCACCCCCCAGCAGCUCCGCCCUGAACCCGUCGACAGCGUCGGAGCCCCCCCAGCCUCCACCUGCAGGCGCGGAGAAGCCUUCGGCCUUUGCUCAGGUGCUGAGUCAGGCCUCUAAAGCCGCCGCCAGCAGCAGCAGCCCGGCAGCGGCCGGAGGAAGCCUGUUUGGAAUCACCCCUCAGAUCAGCGCCGCCGCCGCUUCUUCAGCCUCCAACCCCGUCACCGCCUCCGCCAGCGCCAGCAGCACCAACCCCCUGCUCCCCUCAGGCUUCAAGCCCAUCUUCUCCGUCAACACCACCUCGUCAUCUUCAGCUACGUCCACUUCAGAAAGCACGACCGCCGCUCCCACCUUCAAGCCCGUGUUCGGCGACGCCCCGGCGGCCGCCGCCUUCGGGCAGCCGUCGUCGAUCACGAGCACCGACGCCGCGACUACAGUCCCCUCGAGCACCGCGGCCUCCAUGUUCGGCGGGUCCACAAGCAGCAGCACCGCCGCGCCGUCUCCGUUCGCCGGGCUGACCAACCCCCUCGGCGCCACGCCCUCCGCGGCCUCCGCCGCCAUCACGCAGCCCACCGCCGCGCCUACUGUCAAGUCUCUCUUUGGAGCCUGGUCCGCGCCUUCCUCCACCAGCAGCAGCAGCGCAGCGUCGGUCCAGGCUCCAAACGCAGGGAGCACGUUCCAGUUUGGAGCUGCCUCCACCACCACCACCUCCUCAUUGGCUCCAGCCGCCGCCGCCCCCACCGCCGCUGCCGCCCCCGCCCCCGCUGCUGCCGCCGCCACGUCCUCCAGCCAGGCCCCCUUCACGUUCGGUGCCACACAGCCGGACCCUCAGGCCGCCGCUCAGAAGGUGUUUGCCUUCGGCCAGACGGCACCCGCCGCCAACACGACCACGGCUUCCUUUGGAGGCUUCGCCAUGGCCAGCUCCACCUCCACCGCCGCCGCCACCGCCACGCAGUCCACCAUCGCCUUUGGAAAGAUGCCGUUCGACGCUCCCGCCGCCUCGUCGACGUUCGGCUCAGCAGCAGCGCCGCAGAAACCCUUCACCUUUGGGAACAGCGGCGCGGCAUCCACGCCUGCGCCUAACCCCGCCCCCGGAGCCGCACCCACCCCGUUCACCUUUGGAUCGACCGCUGCCACCAUGGCGACCACGUUCGGGACGCCGGCCAAACCCACUUUCGGGGCCGCCUCCACCGGCUUCGCUUUUGGCGGCACCACGGCUCCCUCUGCCGCGCCCGCGGCGCCGCCCAGCUUCGGCGCGGCGACGCAGGCUCAGAGCGCCCCCUCCUCCACCUUCACGUUCGGCGGCGCCGCUCCCCAGCCGAACCCGGCCGGCCCGGCCCAGCCGGCCACCGCCGGCUUUAACUUCGGCGGCAGCGGCGGCAUGGCGGUCCCUCAGUUUGGAACGCCGGUUUCCAACAGUCCCGCUCCACAGAUGGGAAGCUUCAACUUCGGCGCCGCCGCUGCUGAUAAACCUGCUUUUGGGACGCCCACGCCGUCCUUCGGUCAGCCUGCUGCUUUGGGUCCAAGCCCCUUCGGGAGUCCUGGAACUCCAAUCCAAGGUUUCAGCGCCGGUCCCUUCGGGCCUCCAGCGACCCCCUCCUUCUCCAUCGGCGCCGGGUCGAAGUCGUCCGGCCGUUCUCGGCGAGGACAUCGGCUACUCAACAAGAAGAAGUAACCUGUCGUCGGCGCCAAAGCUAAUCUGGCCCAACACCCCCCCUCUCCCCCCCCCCCCCCCCCCCCCCCCCCCCCCCCCCCCCCCCUCCCCCCUCCCCCCUCCUUCCUGCAGCCGGGCCUCCGGCGCCGUGCCCUCAGCCGUCUCCCCCUGCUCCGGUGGGCCGAGCCGGCCCCGGAGCGCCGUAUCCGCAGAGGAGAUGGAAACGAGCCGACGCCUCCGGGACGACUUCCAAACCCGGCGAGGGGAAUGUAGCAGCGGCCACCAUGAACUGUACUUGAAAAAGAGACAAGUGUUCGGUCCUGAACAGAAGCAUAUCCAAAGUCCUUUGUCCUCCCGCCCCUCCCACACACACACUCACACUCUCUCGGCUCGUCUUAAGGAGAACGCCGAGUCGGACAAGAGACGCGGAGCCUCAGCCUCAAACGUUUAUUUUUCUACGUGAAGCGCUCGCCGGUUUGUUCGUCGAGCGCUCUCUCGGAAUGCGUGCGAGCGCAGUGGAGUCCUCAGCCGCUCGGAAGGACACAGGCUGCGGCGUGAAAGUUGCAAGACGUUUGCGUUUAAAUUAUUUUUGUAAGCGGCUCUCAGACCCUGAACAUGAACCACGUGCUUCUGCACUUGAAGGGCAACUCAGUAAAAUGUCUUAAUGUAGUGUGUGUGCAGAUCCUUGUUUUAUUGUUUCAUACUGUGUCAUUGCAAGCAUUCCCUGAGUCCUCCUGUGGAUGGCCUUUUUGCUUUUAUUUUAUUUUUUUUUAUUUUUUUUUUGUCAACUCUGAUGUGACCAGCUGAGAUGAGGACGACUACUCUGACAAACCAAAGCCAACCCUUCAACAACAUGCCUGUGAAAUGAAUCUCAUGUUUUCUCGUAAUCUUUCAAAUCCUGACGUGUGUGUGUGUGCGCGUGCGCGCGCGCCAGACUACCUCCUCUCUUUACUUCCAGGCACUGAGAAUCCGACAUCUUACUGGAGCUCCUUUCAGCUGGUGGCAACACUGACCCGUGUGCGCACGGUGAGUUUAGUACGCGCACAGCACACCUCCCUCGUUCAGAUCCGUCACUGCUGCAGUAGACCGGGCCACAAGGCAAAAGUAUCAGACUCUCACACUUCAACCCUUCAUGUGCUGCCUGGAGAAAUUUCACGGCAAAGAAGGGAUUCCGUUUGCUUUAAUGUCUUUUACUUGCACCCUGAUUUGAGCCUUUUUUCUUUUUUUUGUGUUGUCAACACAACAAUAAAUCAUCUUUAGGCUGUUUUAUUAUAACUGGU